GACAUCAGCCAAGAUCACCAAAUAGCACCAGGGAGCCAGCGCAUCCACAAAGCCAAUUUACAAACGCGCAGGGGAUCAGACUGUGUACAGAGACUAUCUCAUGUCGACUGCACACGCCGCUCUAUCCGCAAGCAGGACAUUGCGUGCAGAACCCACCAAAGAACAUGGGAACCGCAGGCGCUCAUCCUCUCUUGUUCAGGUAAUUGAGCCGAGUACCUUUGACGAGCUUCAAGAUCAAGGCGCGUGGUCCAUCCAUAUCGUUAUGAUCCUCCUUGCCAAGAUCUUUUACAAUACACUACCUGGUGUCUCUCAGGAACUUGGCUGGACAUUGACUAAUUUAUCCUACAUGGCGGCCAGUUACCUCAUGUUUCACUAUGUCCGUGGCGUUCCCUUUGACUUCAACUCUGGCGCCUUUGAUCAACUCAAUAUGUGGGAACAGAUGGAUAACGGCGUUCAGUAUACGCCUGCAAAGAAGUUCCUGACGGCUGUGCCGAUUGUGCUGUUUUUGCUGAGUACACACUACACGCACUACGAUUUCACGAUGUUUAUCGUCAAUCUGUGGGCGCUCCUCAUGGUGCUCAUUCCGAAAUUGCCAUUUGCUCACCGGCUACGCAUCUUUGGUGUCAACAAGUUUGACCUGAAAGUAGCAGAUGAAUGAUUGAUGAGGGAUAUUGGGAUCAGGAUCAAGUUCACUUCAGUA
Protomyces lactucae-debilis is the source of this 700-nucleotide messenger RNA. RefSeq names its product protein ORM1. NCBI's taxonomy places the organism in Eukaryota, Fungi, Ascomycota, Taphrinomycetes, Taphrinales, Protomycetaceae. Gene Ontology annotation, cellular component: endoplasmic reticulum membrane. Gene Ontology annotation, biological process: ceramide metabolic process; intracellular sphingolipid homeostasis; negative regulation of ceramide biosynthetic process. The coding region runs from base 101 to 658 and encodes 185 amino acids. The record is from RefSeq and is a predicted model, not a curated record. The transcript is spliced from 4 exons.